AUGAGUGCAUCGGACACACCCAGGUUGCUAAUUAUCCGCCGAGGAUCAAUUGGACCUACAGCUAGUGGAUUAAUUCGCAAUUUAAGACUACUAUUCUCACCUAAUUGCGCAACAAAACUUAAGGAAGGUGGGAAACAAUCUAUUAAGGAUUUCUUAUCGGUCAAAAAUUUGCUAGAUCUAUCGCAUUUAAUCAUGGUAUCCCAAUCUAAAAAGUUAAUCGGUAAAAAUAGUGCUGCUGCUACGCUAAAGAUUGCAAAUUUGGCUAAUGGGCCUACAAUAACAUUUAGUAUUGAAAAGGUAGCAUUAAUGAGUGAUAUAUCCUUGGAAACUGAACAAAGCAUUCCGGCACUAAAAUUGCUGAUCCCACCUUUGCUAAUUUUACAUGGGUUUAAGGAUGAACCGGGAAGAUCGAUGGCAUCAAUUCUGCAAAGCAUGUUUCCCAAAAUAGAAAAGGACAAUUUCCGACGAGUAGUGCUGUGCAAAAUGGAUCAGAACUAUUUCGUCGAACUUCGCCACUAUGUAUCGCAAAGGGUGGAUUUAAAUAUCUCCAAAAACGUUCGUGGACUUGGCACUUGUAGGGGACUAAAAAAAAUAGUGUCCCAAGGUCUACCAAUUGUCAAAUUAUUUAACCAAACACGGGAUGAGGAGGAGAAUAAGGAGGUGUUGAUGUACAAAGACCACAUUCCAGGAUUUGAUAACUCCACCCAGGGUCUAAGGUUAAUCGAGAUUGGCCCUAGAAUUACUUUAAAAUUGGUUAAAAUUGAAAGCGAAGUUUGUACGGGAGCUGUAACAUACCAUCGGUAUGUGAACAAGACAAAAGAGGAAGUUGAAAAUUUGAGUGCUAGGGAGCCCAAGCUGGUGAAGAAGAGGAAGAGGGAGAUGGCGCUACUGGAACGUAUGAUUAAACAGGGCAAGAAGAAAGAAUAG
Babesia microti strain RI is the source of this 927-nucleotide messenger RNA. Its product is annotated as Brix domain. Gene Ontology annotation, cellular component: preribosome, large subunit precursor. The transcript is spliced from 3 exons. Gene Ontology annotation, biological process: ribosomal large subunit assembly; rRNA processing. Gene Ontology annotation, molecular function: rRNA binding. The record is from RefSeq and is a predicted model, not a curated record. Lineage: Eukaryota; Apicomplexa; Aconoidasida; Piroplasmida; Babesiidae. The coding region runs from base 1 to 927 and encodes 308 amino acids.